This is a messenger RNA of Drosophila obscura, 3171 nucleotides long. RefSeq names its product mucin-5AC. Lineage: Eukaryota; Metazoa; Arthropoda; Insecta; Diptera; Drosophilidae. The coding region runs from base 583 to 3156 and encodes 857 amino acids. The record is from RefSeq and is a predicted model, not a curated record. The transcript has 4 exons.
UGGUGUUGCCUGGACUGUGGCUGCCGCUGCUGCUGCUGCUGCUGCUGCAGUUGUUACUAUGCAUCACGACGCAUGCGCCACCACCACUGCUGGCGUCAUUUGGCCAAAUGUCUGCCGAGCGUCUGCCUCUAGCCUGCUGUACUGCUGCCUUUUGAAGCCAAAAAAAGCAACAAAAUCAACGGCAGGCAGCAGCACCACACCAAACCAGCAGACAGAUAGCAAAAGUAACUGCAACAACAGUAACAGGCCAUUGAACGGGGAGGUACAGCAACAAUUGCAAGCGCAAGAGAGGGAGAUUUAGUGAGAGAUCGGAAACUGCAAGCAAUAACGCAAUCAAGAAAGAGAGCAGAAACCGCAAGCGCAAAUCGAUCCAAGAGAGAGAGAACAAAAACUGCCUGAGAGAAGGUGCGAAAGAGAGCGAGCGAGUCAGCGAUUAAGAAGGACCCGUAGGACCAAGAGAGUGGGUAGCAGGCAUCCAGCAGGAGCAGGAAGGGUCAAAGUGCAUCAAAGGCAUUAAUUUAAAUUGGAUAUUAUGUGCGCAACGGCAGCAGAAAGGACACACACCAAAACCACAGAGAGCUCAUGUAUGACAAAUCCAAGAAAUCGUGGAGUCAACGGCUCAAGACACUCGGCAGCAGCCACAGUGGAGGAGACGCCUCUCUAGGCACCGUCAGCGGCAUGCAGGCCAUGCAGCAGCUGCAGCUGCAUAUGCAGCAUCAGCACCAGCACCAGCACCAGCAACAACAGAUGCAACACCAGCAUCAGCAACAGCAGUUGGCCCAGCACUUGCCCCAGCACCAUGGACACCAUGGGCACCACUUGGCUGCCUAUCAGCUGCCGCCGCCCGUUGCCGCCGAGUUCCUGCCCAGCGCCCUGUCGCGCUCCAUGAAGUAUGCCGAGCCCUGGAUCUAUGGCACUGUGCGGGGCAUACCCGCGCGUCCCUCCUACGGCUACCAUCAUCAGCAGCUUCAGCAGCUUCAGCAGCAUCAUCAUCCCCAUGCGGCGGCCAUCUUUGCCACGGACGGGGGUGGCGACUCCCCCCUGCGGGGAGCCCUGGCAGUGGUGAUCUGUUCGUGCGCCGAGUAUCUGAACGGAACGAAACGUGACGUGAAGAAGGCGAGCGUAUGCAAGAAGUGCAAAGGUUCGCGCCUGCCCCUGGCCACCAUCGGUGGCGGCACUGUCGGGGGCACUGUCAGACUGCCAGCUGUCAGCAGCAGCGGCGGGGGCAGGAGCAGCCGACCGAUGGCUGCCACAAUGCGUGUGGUUAGUGCCACAAAGAAAUCACGUCCCUCCAUUCUGGAUCCACAGAAGGAUCCCUACGACCUGAUGCGACGCACGCGACUCCUCUCGCCGGAGCCGACGAGUGCCAGUGCCAGCAGCAAGGACUCCCCCAGCAAGGAGGGAAAGUCACGUAGCCGCGAAACGGCCACGAUAUCCACGACAAGGGGUCGCACCCGUACUAGGGCACCGCUGCCACCGUCAAAGGGGGCUGCUGCUCCCCCAGCAGCAACAUCUGCAGCACCAGAGCCCGCCGACUGCUGGCUAUUGGAGGACAAUGAUGCACUGCUGCAGAGCAGCGGCCUCAGCGGCAGAGCCUCCAGCGCUGGCAGCAGUCGCCGGUCCAUCCUUCGCUGCAACGUUAAUCCCUACGACCUGAUCUCAAUUGAAAAUGGGAAGCAGAACCAACAGCAGCUGCAGCCGCAGCAGCAGACGCAGCAGAAGAAGAAGCAGUCGGGGAAGUCCGUCUAUGUGGAUGACUUCGAUGUGGCCGAUGCCCAGCUGCACGACGACGAGCAGGAGCGCCAGCGGAGCGAGCAGCGGGAGAAGGCAAAGCGCAAGAAGUUCUACGGCAACAAUGUGGCGGCCAUUGCAGGCCAAAGGAUUAGCCUGGGCAAGGAGAAGCCAAUCGAUCCAUCCGAUUCGAGCGACAGCUAUGAGCGGAUCAUUAUCGCCUCGUCCUCCUCCUCCUCUUCGGGGGAAGCGGCGGCGACGUCUUCACCCCCAGUGGUGGGGCCGCGACGUCCGCCACGCAAUAAAAAAGCAGAUGAGCCGACAGCAAUCAGCCCGGAAGUGCCUGUAACGGCAACAAUGCCUGUAACUCCUUCAAAGGCGACUCCAACUGAUGUUGAGAAUGAUGCAGAUGAUGAUGAUGAUGAUGGUAAUGAUGGCACCUCGGCCUUUACACUGCUCACUGUGACGCCCACAAUGCCGGCCAUCAAGUCCAUACUGAAGCGGCGUCCAUCCACAUUGGAGUUGCCUUCAGCUGCCGUGUCUCCUUCUUCCGUCAUCCUACUGCCCGACGGUGGUGUGGCGGCGCCACUGCUGACGCCUUCGGGCAAGUCACAGUUCUACAUUCCGACGCCAACGAAGGCGACAGCUGCCACGCCCACGAACACAGCUGCAACAGCAACAUCAACACCUACACCCACGUCCAGUGGUGGCACACCAGGAGCGAAUGGUGCGACGAUGACGCCAACAUCGAGUUCACGCAAAAAAGUGCAAUUUAUGGUCGAGGAUAAAAUCAUAGCCACGACAACGGAUACGGCGGCGACAACUGAUGACAGCAGCGAUGCCAGCAAUGCCUUUGUUGCCCCAGCCCCAGCCACGGCUGGAUCUGCUGCUGCUGCUGCUGCUGGUGAUGAUGCAACAACAACAACAACCAGGACAAACUAUGAGUACUACAAUCGCAAGAGAAAUGCAGCAGCAGUAGCGGCGGCAGCCACAGCGGCAGUAGGGAGAGCCGCAGCAGCAGCAGUAGCAGCAGCGGCACAGCAGGAGACAUUUGCGGCUGACGUUGAUGAUGAGCAUAACUUUACAACUUCCGCUGAACCAACAGCAGCAUCAGCAGUGGCAACAGCAACAGCAACAGCGUUGCACAUUAAGCCGGAUAGUUUGCAUUAUGAAGAUGUGCUGCCACCACCGUUGCUGCCUCAGCUGUCCGGGCAUCAAAUAUUUGACAACAGCAACAGCGACAGCAGGAGCAGCGAACCAGCAACUGAAAUGCUGCCAAAAUUAUUAUUGCCAGCGGAGGAGGAAGAGGAUGAUCCAGCAGCAGCAGCAGCAGCAUGGCACUUGGGCUUGGGGUCCCCGCAUGUCACUGGAAAUGCUGUCAGCGUUUUGCCAGACGGUAAGUACAACAGACUAUAUGGAAGCUAGAACCACCAUUCAAAC